Molecule: messenger RNA, 4274 nt
Organism: Parasteatoda tepidariorum (common house spider)
Lineage: Eukaryota; Metazoa; Arthropoda; Arachnida; Araneae; Theridiidae
Source: RefSeq, a predicted model, not a curated record
UAUAAGGAGAAUCGAGAACUACCAUCAUUCAGUUUCUGAAUAGGACUCCUUUCCAAAAUGCAAGCAAUAGCGAUACUCGUAGUUGCCCUAGGGGUUCUAUAUUGUGAUGUUAAAGCUCAAGACUUGGGAGGAGGAGGAGGUAACCUUGGAGGUGGAGGAAAUUUAGGAGGAGGUGGAAAUAUGGGAGGGCCAGGAAAUAUGGGAGGAUCUGGAAAUUUAGGUGGCAGUGGAAAUAUGGGAGGACCUGGAAAUAUGGGAGGAUCUGGAAAUUUAGGUGGCAAUGGAGGUCUUGGUGGCAACGGAGGAAAUAUGGGCGGACUUGGUGGUCAAGGAGGAAAUAUGGGAGGACUUGGUGGCCAAGGAGGAAAUAUGGGCGGACUUGGUGGUCAAGGAGGAAAUAUGGGAGGACUUGGUGGCCAAGGAGGAAACAUGGGUGGACAAGGAGGAAACAUGGGAGGACUUGGUGGACAAGGAGGAAACAUGGGAGGACUGGGUGGCAACGGCGGAAACAUGGGAGGUCUCGGUGGUAACGGAGGAAACAUGGGUGGACUUGGUGGACAAGGAGGGAACAUGGGAGGACUUGGUGGACAAGGAGGAAACAUGGGAGGACUUGGUGGACAAGGAGGAAACAUGGGAGGACUUGGUGGCAACGGAGGUAACAUGGGGGGACUUGGUGGACAAGGAGGAAAUAUGGGAGGACUUGGUGGACAAGGAGGAAACAUGGGAGGACUUGGUGGCAACGGAGGAAAUAUGGGUGGACUUGGUGGCCAAGGAGGAAACAUGGGAGGACUUGGUGGCCAAGGAGGAAACAUGGGAGGACUAGGUGGCAACGGCGGAAACAUGGGAGGUCUCGGUGGUAACGGAGGGAACAUGGGGGGACUUGGUGGACAAGGAGGGAACAUGGGAGGACUUGGUGGACAAGGAGGAAAUAUGGGAGGACUUGGUGGACAAGGUGGAAACAUGGGAGGACUUGGUGGCAACGGAGGUAACAUGGGAGGAUUUGGUGGCCAAGGAGGAAAUAUGGGUGGACUCGGAGGCAACAUGGGAGGACUUGGUGGACAAGGAGGAAAUAUGGGAGGACUUGGUGGCCAAGGAGGAAACAUGGGAGGACUUGGUGGCAAUGGAGGAAACAUGGGAGGACUCGGUGGAAAUAUGGGAGGACUUAAUGGUGGAAAUAUGGGAUCUGGUGAUUUAGGAGGUGGAAACAUGGGUGGACUAAGUGGAGGAGACUUAGGUGGAAACAUGGGUGGAAUGAACGGUGGAAACAUGGGUGGAUUGAACGGUGGAAACAUGGGUGGAUUGAACGGUGGAAACAUGGGUGGGGGACUGAAUGGUGGAAACAUGGGUGGAUUGAACGGUGGAAACAUGGGUGGUGGACUGAAUGGUGGGAACAUGGGUGGACUGAAUGGUGGAAACAUGGGAGGAUUGAACGGUGGGAACAUGGGUGGACUCGAUGGAUUUGGAGAUAUGGGUGGAAAUGGUGGAAACAUGGGAGGAUUAAAUGGUGGAAACAUGGGUGGACUGAGUGGUGGAAACAUGGGUGGAUUGAGUGGUGGAAACAUGGGUGGAUUGAACGGUGGAAACAUGGGUGGAUUGAACGGUGGAAACAUGGGUGGAUUGAAUGGUGGAGACAUGGGAGGUGGUUUCCAACAAGGUGGACUAGGAGGUGGUUUACAACAAGGUGGUUUGCAACAAGGUGGCUUGCAACAAGGUGGCUUGCAACAAGGUGGCUUGCAACAAGGUGGUUUGGGAGGUGGUUUCCAACAAGGUGGUCUAGGUGGUAUGCAACAAGGUGGUUUACAACAAGGUGGAUUAGGAGGUGGUUUCCAACCAAAUGAUCUAGGAGGUGGUUUCCAACAAGGUGGUCAAGGAGGUGGUCUUCAACAAGGUGGUCUUGGAGGUGGUUUUCAACCAGGUGACUUAGGAGGUGGUUUCCAACAAGGUGGUUUAGGAGGUGGUUUUCCACAAGGUGGUCAAGGAGGUGGUCUUCAACAAGGUGGUCUAGGAGGCGGUUUCCAACAAGGCGGUCUUGGAGGUGGUUUUCCACAAGGCGGACAAGGAGGAGGUCUCCAACAAGGUGGUCAAGGAGGAGGUUUCCAACAAGGCGGUGGACUGGGAGAUGGGGGAAGAAUGCCUAAUUUUGGAGGAAUGGGAGGAAAUGGAGGAGGAUUGCCUAGCAACGGAGGCAUGGGUGGAUUAGGAGGAAACGGAGGAGGAAUGCCUAAUUUUGGAGGAAUGGGAGGAAAUGGAGGUGGACUACCAAAUUACGGAGGAAUGGGAGGUUUAGGAGGAAGCGGAAGAGGAAUGCCUAAUUUUGGAGGAAUGGGAGGACAAGGAGGAAACGCUGGAAGAAUGCCUAACUUUGGUGGAAAUGGAGGAUUAGGUAGAAGACUAGGUGGCGGUGAUGACCAGGUUGUUACCAUGUCGCCAAUUGAGAUGCCAGGAGGUGAUCGAAAACCCAUUGGAAACCCAGAUUUAGACGGAGGUUGUGGUAAAUCUGGAAAAGGAGGAAAGAAAGACGAUGACAAGGAUAAGAAAAGUGGCUCCUCAAGUGACUUGGAAGGGUUCCUUAAGAAAAUAAAUGAAAUGAACGGUGGAAUGGAUGGGCUAAAGGGAAACAAAGGUGCCGAUGCUGAUGAUUUAAAGAAAAAGCUCAAAGACAUGGGAAUAGAUGCAAGUCCAGAAGAUCUCAAAAAGCUGAAAGGCAUGGGAAUUGAUGGAAGUCCAGAAGGUAUGAAAAAGUUGAAAGGUUUGGGAAUUGGCACAGAUGGCUUAAAGGAUGCCCAAGGCAAACUUCCAAAAGGUGGACUUGAUGGAAUGGGUGGAGGCAUGGAUGAUGCAGCUUUGAUGCAGAAACUCAAAAGCAUGGGAAUUAAUGCAAGGCCAGAAGAUUUACCAGCUAUAAAAGAUAAACUUAAGGGUCUUGGACAAGACGGAGGUUUCCAGGGUGCUAUGGGUGGACUUAAAGGCAUGAACUUGGAUGGUGGAAUGGGACAACUUGGUGGAUUAGCAGGAGGUAUGGAUGAUGCUGCUUUAAUGCAAAAACUCAAAGGUAUGGGAAUUAAUGCAAAGCCAGAAGAUUUACCAGCUAUAAAAGAUAAACUUAAGGGCCUCGGACAAGACGGAGGUCUCCAGGAUGCUAUGGGUGGACUUAAAGGCAUGAACUUGGAUGGUGGAAUGGGGAAACUUAAGGGACUAGGUGGAGGCUUAGGCAAUGCUGGAAAUCUAAUGGGAGGUAUGAAUAAAAUGGGACUAAGUGAUUUGGAUAUGCAGCAAUUGCAAAUGAAUAAUAUUUUGACAGCUGCUUCUCAAAAGGGCCUCAACAUGAACCAGCUUUCCACUUUGAAGCAGAUGAUGACAAGAACAAUGGCCAUGAAGGGAAGUCUUAAAGAAGGACAAAUGGGAGAAGUUUUAAAGAAUAUUGGUUUCUCCAGUGAUGAACUGGAUAAGUCACUUGGUGUUAAUAGUGCAUUUGAAACGAAUAAAGCCUUAUUUCAAAGUACAGGAGCUCUCGACGCAUCUAAACAAAUAGGCCAGCAGCUUCAGAUGUCCGGAGAUUCUCUUGGCAUGGGCGGUACUAUAGAGAAAACCAGGGCAUUCGGAAAAAGAAUUGGAGAAGGAAAAAUCGGAGGAGAAUUGCAGAGAAGCGGAGAGUUCACUCAAAAGUUAGGUCUCGAUAAAACGACUGGUGACCUCAAGGGAUUGGGGGGAGCUGGAGAUGCUGGAGAGUUACUAAGCAAAACACAAAGCUCAUUGAAGUCAAGCGCCUUAGAAUCUAGCAUGUCUACAAUUAUAACCCAACUCAAAGCAAGUGGUGAACAGGGAAAAGCUUAUGCAGAAGUAGCCGAGAAAAUCAUGGCUCUUGCUAAAGCAGCAAAUGCUGGAAAGGGUGCAGGAGAUUUGGCUGGUGGUGCCGGUGGUUUAGGAGGCGCAACAGAUUCUCUGAAAGGAGGCCUUGGAGGCGUUGGUAAGGCGACAGAAGGAUUAAAAGGAGCUCUUGGCUCUGAUGGUAAAGCAUCGGGUGGUUUGUCCGGUUCCGGUGGUGGUCUUUCUGGAGGCCUUGGCUUCCGCAGAAAGUAAAUUUCCGCAAACUUCCUUUCGCGUUUUUAGAUUCUUUUUAAGCUAUAUUGGAGUUUACUCCAUUGUUUGACUAUGUAUGUGAUAUAAAAGUCUUGCUUUAUUAUUGUCAAAAAGUUAUUGUUUAACUAUUAAAAUGUGCUUACAAAGUUUUGUAAAGCAGUUUAUUAGUUUAUAAUAAAUGAUUUAAAAAUAAA